ACCAUCACUGCAAUGUUGGCCAAUAGAAAGCUAAAGUCACCCAAAAACUGCCUAGUCCCUCCUUCCCUUCCCUUAUGGUCUGGUCCUACCUGCCUCCACCGCACAAGUCAAGGCUACUCGCUGGAAUGCUAUGUGCCCCCUCCGUGAGCCCACGCUCCACCACUGCUCCAGGUUGGCUGCUCCUCACCUACUUUUCCAUGACCCUGGGCUCCGGCCGCUGUCCCGCUCUCCUCCGCAAUGUUUCCUAGCCCUGUGACAACGACACCCUUCUCGGUCAAGGAUAUUUUAAACCUGGAACAGCAUCAGAGCGGCCUGGCCUCCAUGGAGCUCUCCUCGCUGUCCUCCCCCUCCUGCAUGCUGGCCACCUUCAAGCAGGAGGCGUACAGCGCCGAGCCCCCGGCCCUGCCCGACCUGCGGGAGGAGCUGCCCGAGGCGCACCCGGCCAAAACCGCCGCCGCCUUCCCCGGCUCCUACUACGUUAAAAGCUACGUGGAAAUGGACUCGGCCAAGGACGCCAAGGCGGACAAGAAAGAACUGUGUUCCCUGCACAAAAGCCUGGAGCAGGAGAAGAGAGACCUGGAAGAUCCCGAGCGCCCCAGACAGAGGAAAAGGAGGAAACCUCGCGUCCUCUUUUCUCAAGCCCAAGUCUACGAACUGGAGAGAAGGUUCAAGCAGCAGAAAUACCUCUCGGCUCCCGAGAGAGACCAUCUAGCGAACGUCCUAAAGCUCACAUCCACCCAGGUGAAAAUUUGGUUCCAGAAUCGAAGGUAUAAAUGCAAAAGGCAGAGACAGGAUCAGACCCUCGAAAUGGUGGGCAUCCCUCCCCCGCGGAGGAUAGCGGUGCCGGUACUGGUGCGCGAUGGGAAGCCCUGCCUGGGGGAGUCUUCUCCCUACAGUUCGCCGUACAAUGUCAGCAUUAACCCCUAUAGCUACAACGCCUACCCCGCGUACACUAACUACAACAGCCCCGCCUGCAACGCCAACUACAACUGCAACUACCCGUCCGUGCAGACCAUGCAGCCCUCGGCAGCCGGCAACAACUUCAUGAACUUCAGCGUAGGGGACUUGAAUUCAGUGCAGACGGCCAUCCCGCAGGGGAACGCGGGGAUCUCCACGUUGCACGGGAUCCGAGCUUGGUAGAGCCGCCCCCGCACCCAACCUGCUCCCCUCCGUGGACCACGGCUGCCGGCAAGACCCCGGGGCCGGGGAUGGAGGGGCUUCGGCCGCGCCUGCGAGCCGGUCUCGGGACAUUUCCAGGCUGCGGGGAGGAUGAGGACAGUUCAAUGUAGCAUCCCGGCGGAGUUCACUAGCAUGGCGGCCAUUUCCAGCAGGUCUGAGGUCUUCAGUAUUCCGCGCGAUGGCCGCGCUCCUGCGGGACCAGGCGGGCACCGCGCAGGGAGGCUCGGCACUGCCCGCACCUCCCGACCCGUCCGCCCGGCCCCGGCCCCUCUGGCUCCCCUUUCCACCGGGGUCUUCGCCCCGGUAAUUCCCCUCCUUCCUUCCUACAAAGCAGCCGGUCAUUCAGCUUGACUUGUUCCCAACAACAGCGAGCCAAGCUGUGCAACUCUUUUUUUUUUUUUUCUUUCCCUAAUUUUUACUCUGUACUAAUUAUUGAGAUCCACAUUUAAUUUUUGCACUUCCCGUACGGUCACCCACUGUCCGGCCAGUUAAGCAUCCCGCCAGCCCCCAGGUCUCCCCUUGCGAGGCUGCUAACGCCAACCCCGGCUGCGCUCCGCAGGCGCCCAGUGCCGGGCCGGGAGCGGGGCCGACGGCGGCUCUCGCCAGCGCACGAACGAGGACAGACCCCUCCCACCCCACCCCGGCCGAGGAAUACAGACACUCCGACCUGCCAGGUCCCCGUAGGGUUAUGCACUAAAACGUGAGUUAGUAAUGAAAUGCACUGUCCGCCCCUCGCCCCGCCGCCCGUUCGUACGUGUUUCCCUUUGCUGUACAAGCUGAUGGAGAUCAGCGAGUUGUCAUUAAAGAGAGUGGCUUAA
Messenger RNA from Grus americana (Whooping crane), 1997 nucleotides. RefSeq names its product NK2 homeobox 5 (gene NKX2-5). Gene Ontology annotation, biological process: cell differentiation; regulation of transcription by RNA polymerase II. The coding region runs from base 238 to 1140 and encodes 300 amino acids. Gene Ontology annotation, cellular component: nucleus. Lineage: Eukaryota; Metazoa; Chordata; Aves; Gruiformes; Gruidae. The record is from RefSeq and is a predicted model, not a curated record. The transcript has 2 exons. Gene Ontology annotation, molecular function: RNA polymerase II cis-regulatory region sequence-specific DNA binding; DNA-binding transcription factor activity, RNA polymerase II-specific.